GGACGAAGAAGGAACUAUCUCUCUUCUACUACUGUAUGAUCAUGUGGCUAGAGUGAAUGAUCAGAUAUUUGCUAUCACUUCCACUGAUUGGAUGAUAUCUAUAGAGUAGCGUUAACAAUCACGUAGCGAAUGCGACGGUAACGGAUAUAUUAAUUGUAAAUCUAAGUAAAACUGGAAUAUGUUUCAGUGGAUAUUUUGAAAUUUAGUACGAUAUUUAUAUAAAUUUUCUGUGUAUAAAUUUGAUAUGAAUAUAACAUUUAUACAAUAAAGCGUGACUUUAAAUUAUUCAACUGGUGAUAUUCAAAUAAUUAUGAAUGAUGGAACAUUUUAUGAGAAAAGUGUAAUAUAUAAAGAGUAGACUUUGUUAAAGAGAUAUUAUUGUUUUUAUAAAAAAAAACGUUCAUUUCUGGAAAAAUAUACGCAAUAAUUGAUUUCAAUAUACCACGUUAUUUACAAAACAAAAUGUAGAUACUAACAUUUAUCAAAAUGCUAACAUUUUGUGGGAAAAUUCUGACAAGUAUAAUAAAGAUAAAUGCAGAAUAAUAGUGAUUGUUGAAUGCGUUGAUUGACAUGGACUAUCAAAAUAACUUUUGAAUUCUUAGACAAAAUGAUGAUUUCCAACAUUUAAUCGUCUGUUUACAAUAUGAAUGCGGCAAUCAAUAAAAGAGCGGAAUUGUACGACUGGAUUAUCUGUUACGUUUAUUUACCUUUACACGUGAUAUAUACCUUUAACAAAUCAAGCUUAAGUUGUUUAAGUCACCUGCGAAUAAAACAAACCUUGUUUGUUUGCUUGAUAUGAAUAGCUAAAAUUGUGUAAGACAUGUAUAUCAUUUAAGCAAUUUGUUGCUGUUCUGAUUUUUAAUAAGGAAAAUCGUGUGUCAUAUUUGCUUAAAUUUGAAACAGAGCUUACUUAUAUUUUAAGUUAGUAAUUUUUUAAACGGAUAUUAACUGACAAUAUUAUAAGUUAUUUACUCAUUAUUUUUAAAUGAUUAACAGGAAAUCUCAUUUUUUGCUUAUUAUUUUAUCUGAUAAAAAGCAUUAUUUUCACAACUUUAUAAAGUUUAGGGGGAAAUGCAAAGAACACCGUUUGCGGAAAUCAAAAACCAAUUGACUUUUAAAGUGUAAAUAAGAGUGGAAAUAAUUUUGUACUUUUCUUCAUUUUGGAUAACUAUUGAAACAGUUCAUGAGCAUGAACAUAAACUAUUUGUAAAAAAAGGAUAUAAAUGAAGGAGCCAGCUAUCAUGGAUUAUUGUGGUGGUUAUAUAUCUUUACAGAAGAAUUGGCUUGUUGUUGUGAUUCUUAUUUCAACUUCCAAAUUAGGCGCCACUAACGAUACUGUGACGCUACCGCCAGUGCAAGGUUCAUCGUUGUGGUCAAUAUGGUGGAACUACGAUGGCAUUUCCGGUCCAUCUAUGUGGGGAUCCAUGAACGGAGAGUGGUUCAUGUGCAGCAAGGGUAAAAAUCAGUCGCCUAUAGAUAUUGAACCAAACACGUUGCUGUUUGAUCCGUCUUUGAAACAUAUAGAAAUUGAAGGUGAUAUGAUGAGCGGCACUCUAAUCAACAAUGGCGUGGACUUGACAUUUGAAGCAAAUGAGACGAGUUUGUAUGCACCCGUUAACAUAACACUUGGGCCUUUAUCAUACAAAUAUACAAUAUCACAGAUAAAAUUCCAUUUCGGGAGUUGGGACGGCAUGGGUUCUGAACAUUCCAUCAAUAAACAAUGGUUUGACGGAGAGGUUCAAGUAAUAGCCUACAAUUCAGAUGUUUAUAAAAAUUUAUCACAUGCAGAAAAGGCUCCUAGAGGGGUAGCAAUAAUAGCAGCAUUUUUACAGGUUGGAAAAUAUAGAAAUAGAGACUUUGAUGUUAUAUCAGAACUGAGUAGAAUAGUAUUAUAUAAAGGUCAAAGAGCAAGAUUAAAACAUUUUAGCAUCUUAUCAUUCCUACCUAACAAAGAACAUUAUAUAACAUACGAUGGUUCGUUUACUCAGCCUGGUUGCUAUGAAACUGUUACUUGGAUGAUUUUAAAUAGACCUAUAGGAGUAACUCAUGAACAGCUUGAGUUACUUCGUAAUUUACGUCAAAGAGAUAUACAAAAUCCUCAGUCGUUCAUGGCUGACAAUAUUCGUCCAUUAAUGCCUUUAAACCGACGUACAGUUAGAACAAAUAUCAAUUUUAAGCGAGGAUGUUCAAUGGAACAGGACAUGCAUUACCAAUGUACGUAAACAUUUGUAUAUACAGACGUUUUGC
Molecule: messenger RNA, 2247 nt
Organism: Ruditapes philippinarum (Manila clam)
Lineage: Eukaryota; Metazoa; Mollusca; Bivalvia; Venerida; Veneridae
Product: carbonic anhydrase-related protein 10-like
Exons: 9
Coding region: 1224-2222 (332 amino acids)
Molecular function (GO): zinc ion binding; carbonate dehydratase activity
Source: RefSeq, a predicted model, not a curated record